Molecule: messenger RNA, 627 nt
Organism: Fragaria vesca subsp. vesca
Lineage: Eukaryota; Viridiplantae; Streptophyta; Magnoliopsida; Rosales; Rosaceae
Exons: 6
Coding region: 69-488 (139 amino acids)
Source: RefSeq, a predicted model, not a curated record
AGAUACAGUCAUCUGCUGUUUGAAUCCUCAUUGUUGAGCUUCGUAGUUACGCAGUACAGAGUACAAAAAUGGCUAUUAGAACUCUGCUAUUUCGGUUUAUCGUUGUUCUCUUAGGUACUACAGUGGUUUCAGCAUAUGAGUUAAACGAAGAAAAGCUUAAGGGGCUGAAGACACCUUUUCAACAAACUCCACCGCUUCAGAUUCCACCACUUCAAAUGCCUGAAAUUGGAAAUUCAUUUACACCAGUUCAUGAAGGCGAAUUCACUCCACCAUUUCCUGAUAUUGGAAAUAAUUACAUGAAUCACGGUGAGGGGAAUCCACAUUUCCAUGAUUGGCAUGAAACAUCGGAUGAUGGUGGGUCGUAUGUUGAGAAUGGGUACGGGAGGAAGGUCGGGUACCACUCAAAUCAUGAGGGAAGUAUCAGCGAAGGCAACAAUGAUAAUAAUGAGGACUUCUCCGAUAUAUCUCAUGACGAGCCAUUAUCUUAACUUAAGUCUCCACAAAUAAUAAUAGUGUCGCACAUGAUUGUAAUAAUAAGCUUGACAAUAAUUAAGUUAGAUCAAAUUAUUCUCUCAUGAAAUGUAAUCUCAAUAUUUUUUUUCGAUUAAUAUAAUAUAAUAGACUUAA